Molecule: messenger RNA, 2323 nt
Organism: Vicia villosa (hairy vetch)
Lineage: Eukaryota; Viridiplantae; Streptophyta; Magnoliopsida; Fabales; Fabaceae
Exons: 2
Coding region: 1425-1877 (150 amino acids)
Source: RefSeq, a predicted model, not a curated record
UUUCUAGGUUUUGUUAUCAGCUCCAAAGGAAUUCAUGUGGAUGAAGAAAAGGUAAGAGCAAUCAAUGAUUGGCCGCCACCUAAAAAUGUAAGUGAAGUAAGAAGUUUUUAUGGUUUAGCAAGCUUCUAUAGUAGGUUUGUGAAAGAUUUUAACACAAUUAUUGCACCUCUUAAUGAAAUAGUUAAAAAGAAUGUUGUUUUUAAAACGGGUUAGAAACAAGAGAAAACAGUUGUUGCACCAAAAGAAAAACUCACCAACGCAUCAAUUUUAGCAUUGCCAACUUUUGUCAAAUCUUUUGAAAUUGAGUGUGAUGCUUCUAAUGCUGGAAUUGGAGUUGUUUUGAUGCAAGAAGGACAUUCAAUUACUUAUUUUAGUGAGAAAUUAAAAGGGGAUGCCCUUAAAUACUUUACUUAUGAUAAGGAAUUGUAUGUCUUGUUUAGAGCAUUGCAUACUUGACAAUAUUAUCUUUUUUUCCAAAGAAUUUGUCAUUCAUAAUGACCAUGUAUCUUUGAAACAUUUAAAAGGGCAAGGUAAUUUGAACAAGAGGCGUUCUAAAUGGGUAAAAUUUCUGAACAAUUUUCAUAUGUGAUCAAGUAUAAAAAAGGAAAAGCAAAUGUAUUGGUAGAUGCGUCAUCUACAAAAUAUGCUUUGCUUUCUAUUCUUGAAACAAAUUUUUUUGGUUUGGAACACAUUAAGAAAUUGUAUGAGAAUUAUCGUGAACUUUUUCCAAAUUUUUAGCUUGUGAUCACGCUGCCAUUAAUAGAUAUUUUAGGUACUUGUUUAAAUAAAAAAACUAUGUGUGCCCAAAAGUUCCGUUAGAGAUUUACUUUUAACUGAGGCGCAUGAAGGAGGUUUAAUGGGUCAUUUUGGGGUUGUCAAAACCUUAGAUUUGGUGCAAGAAUACUUUUAUUAUCCUCGCAUGAAAAAUGAUGUUCAAAAUUUUUUUGAAAGGUGCAUUGUGUGUAAAAAAUCUAAAUUAAAGGUUUUGCCUCAUGACCUUUAUACACAUUUGCCUACCCCUGAUUUUUCUUUGAUUGACAUUUCAAUGAGAAUUUUGUUUUAGGUUUGCCAAAAAUAAAGGAUGAAAAAGAUUUUAUUUUUCUUGUUGUAGACAUGUUCCUCAAAAUGGCUCAUUUAAUACCAUGCAAAAAGGUAGAUGAUGCAAGUCAUGUUGUUGAUUUGUUCUUUAAAGAAGUAAUGCGCCUUCAUGGUCUACUAAGAAACAUCAUUUCCGAUCGUGACACUAAGUUCCUAAGCCAUUUUUGGAGAACUUUAUGGGGGUAAGAUGGACACCAAAUUAAUUUUCUCCACUACUUGUCAUCCACAAAUGAAUGGACAAACUGAGGUGGUAAAUUUAACUCCUUAUAUUCUUCUUAUAACUGUCCUUAAAAAGAAUUUGAAGACGUGUGAAGAAUGUAUACCACAUGUGGAGUUUGGCUUGCAAUAAAGUUAUCAAUAGUAAUACUUUAUAUUCACCCUUUAAGAUUGCUUAUGGCUUCAAUCUGUUAACCCCUCUUGAUUUAUUACUAUUGUCUAACACUUCUCUUUUAAAACAUAAAGAUGGAAAAGCUUACGCGAGUUUUGUUAAGAAAUUGCACGAACAACUAAAAUUGAAAAUUGAGAAGAAAAGUGAAAGUUAUGCUAAGCAUGCAAACAAAGGGAUGAAAAGAGUUGUUUUUAAACCCGGUGAUUGGGUUUGGGUACAUAUGAGCAAAGAAAGGUUUCUUACUCAAAGAAAAUCCAAACUUCAACCAAGGGGAGAUGGACCCGUCCAAGUGCUUGAAAGGAUCAAUGGUGAUGACAAUUUCAACUCGGGAUCAAAUUCUCUUCAAGAGGGAGGGGAUGACGAGGACAUAAUUGUUAAAGACACAGGUUAAAAAAUUCAAUGGCUAGGAAAACCAAUGAUUGGGGCACAUGCCAAGAAAGCUAAGGAUACAUUAAAUCAAAUGGUAGCAAUUAUGAUGGAAACAAGGUCUAAAUUAUAAAACUCGAGGCUUAAAAUAGUCAAUUGAAUAAGUCCCCCAAAGAAGAAGGGGUGAAUGUUAUGCUGCUUCUUUUACUUAAUGUUAUUCAUAUUUUGGGUUGUAAUAAUGUGUUUGGGUAAGACUUGGUUUUAUUUAGGCCCAACACUUAUAUUUGUGUGUUAUUUUAAAUUUUAAGUGUGUUGACAAGUUUUAGCCAAUUACAAGCUCUAAAGUCUAUAACUUGGCAUACGACUUGGAAAUGGUGUGUUUAUCCUUCAAAUAAAGGUUGAAACAUGAAAAGUGCAAAAAGAAUCAAAGGAAAUUCAAUGGAGAGAGAGGGAGGUGAAAAUCUUGAUCAU